GCUUCGCUCAGGACGACUGACUCAGGGGUCUUCGGGGGGAGGGCCCGCUUUUUGUCAAAAUGGCAGCGCCCAUCCUGCACUGGUGUCCAUGAAGUGGGAGGUUGAACUGUUGGUGAGAGCGUGUAAGCUUGCCGCGUUUCUGAUUUUGAAACAUCCGGGGUCGGAGGUUCCUGGGAAGACGGGACCUGCGUACUGAUUCCUACAGCUGCUUCAUCAUUUGCUUUCUCACCAGCAGUGCACAGGGUUUCAGUUUCUCUACACAGGAGGCAGAAUCCGUGAGAGUUUCUACGAUGGUUUGUUCAGCUCUCAGGAGAGUUACCCACGCACACAUCUGCCUGGUGAGGAAGGUCCGUCCUGUCAGCAGAGGCCAUCAGCAUCAGGUGUGGGGCUCCAGGCCUGCUGCGUCAGAGCUUGUUGCCCGAGGAGCUCCCGGCAGCGUCACGGAGUUGCUGGGCAAAUCCUACCCUCAGGAUGACCACACCAACCUCACCCAGAAGGUCCUGUCCAGGGUUGGCAGGAACCUGCACAACCAGCCGCAUCACCCUCUGUGGCUGAUCAAGGAGAGGGUGAAGGAGCACUUCUACAAGCAAUAUGUGGGCCGAUUUGGGACACCACUGUUCUCGGUCUAUGACGACCUUUGUCCAGUGGUCACGACCUGGCAGAACUUUGAUAGCCUGCUCAUCCCAGCUGACCACCCCAGCAGGAAAAAGGGGGACAACUAUUACCUGAAUCGAACUCACAUGCUGAGAGCCCACACUUCUGCACACCAGUGGGACUUGCUGCAUGCAGGACUGGACGCCUUCCUGGUAGUGGGUGACGUCUACCGGCGUGACCAGAUUGACUCCCAGCACUACCCAGUUUUCCACCAAUUGGAGGGUGUUCGGCUCUUCUCCCAGCAUGAGUUAUUUGCUGAUAUAAAGGAUGGAGACUGCCUGAAGCUCUUUGAACAAAGUUCUCGUUCUGCUCAUAAGCAAGAGAUGCACACCAUGGAGGCCUUGAAGCUCGUAGAGUUUGACCUUAAGCAGACUCUUACCAGGCUUGUGGCACAUCUUUUUGGAGAUGGGUUGGAGAUACGAUGGGUGGAGUGCUACUUUCCUUUUACUCAUCCUUCCUUUGAGAUGGAGAUCAACUUUCACGGAGAAUGGCUAGAAGUUCUUGGCUGUGGGGUGAUGGAACAGCAACUGGUCAAUUCAGCUGGUGCUCAAGAUCGAAUCGGCUGGGCUUUUGGCCUGGGGUUAGAAAGACUGGCCAUGAUCCUCUAUGACAUCCCUGACAUCCGCCUCUUCUGGAGUGAGGACGAGCGCUUCCUGAAGCAGUUCCGGGUCUCAGACGUUAAUCAGAAGGUUAAGUUCCAGCCUCUUAGCAAAUACCCUGCUGUGAUAAAUGACAUCUCAUUCUGGUUGCCCUCUGAGAAUUAUGCAGAGAACGAUUUCUAUGACUUAGUCCGAACAAUCGGAGGAGACCUGGUGGAAAAGGUUGAUCUUAUAGACCAGUUUGAACAUCCAAAGACCAACAGGACCAGCCACUGUUACCGCAUCACCUACCGCCACAUGGAACGGACACUGUCCCAGAGAGAGGUCACACACGUCCACCAGGCUGUGCAGGAGGCUGCAGUGCGGCUGUUGGGUGUGGAGGGUCGGUUUUAAUGUCGGCACUUCCCCCACCUGUGGCCCUCUCAGGCUCCAGGAUUUGUUGAAAGAAGAAGACUUAUUGUCUGUGACCUGCAACAUCAGUCAUCUUUUCAUAAAUGGUCAGUUUUAGGACUUUCAGGAAAUAAAGGCUCACUCUUGA
Messenger RNA from Sciurus carolinensis (gray squirrel), 1791 nucleotides. It is a transcript of the gene Fars2, whose product is annotated as phenylalanyl-tRNA synthetase 2, mitochondrial. Gene Ontology annotation, cellular component: mitochondrion; cytoplasm. The transcript has 8 exons. Gene Ontology annotation, biological process: phenylalanyl-tRNA aminoacylation. The record is from RefSeq and is a predicted model, not a curated record. Bases 291 to 1646 code for a protein of 451 amino acids. NCBI's taxonomy places the organism in Eukaryota, Metazoa, Chordata, Mammalia, Rodentia, Sciuridae. Gene Ontology annotation, molecular function: tRNA binding; ATP binding; phenylalanine-tRNA ligase activity.